Diabrotica virgifera virgifera (western corn rootworm) is the source of this 1326-nucleotide messenger RNA. RefSeq lists its product as uncharacterized. The transcript has 2 exons. Bases 164 to 1261 code for a protein of 365 amino acids. Lineage: Eukaryota; Metazoa; Arthropoda; Insecta; Coleoptera; Chrysomelidae. The record is from RefSeq and is a predicted model, not a curated record.
UAUCGUAUGUCACAUUUUUGUUAAUCAAAUAUUCUGUCAAGCAUCAUUCAAUAUAUCAUUGUAAUCAUAUAAUGUGUUUGGCAAACAAAAUUUUUGUAUCUGACGUUGAAUUUGGCGAAAGAUGAACGAUACCAUCAUCGAAUGUUCCUUCCAUUCCUGAAUCAUGGAAGAAGCCAAUCAUUGGACCACUAUUGUCAAAUGCAAUUUAUGUGACGAGAUACCUAACACGGUUCCAUUGUAUCAGUGUCCACAAAAUCAUCAGUACUGCAUCGAUUGUUUUGUUGAUCUAAAGAGCAGGUAUAAGGGAUAUCAAAAAAAUGGGGCGACUUGUGUAGUAUGUAAGGUAACUGGAGCUUUUACUGAAAGUAAAGUGAAUGCGGAUUUUUUGAAUAAAAUAAGAGCAAAGCCUGGCAUUGGUAGACCCUACAGAUACAAUGCUAACCAAAUUUUUAAGAAUGGAUUCAAUUGUAACAGGUUAGACUUGAGAGAUGAGCCCAAAGUACAAAACGGUAUAAACGUAACACUUGAAGGAUUAUUUAGACUUCCUACAGAAGAAGUGCGACUAUUACUAAGUAGAAAAAAUGGAAUCGUCGACCGAGUUGUCUCAAAGACAUCACAUGUAUUCGAAACCAGUCAAAACACUCUCAUUAAAACUAGUAGCCAACGAGUAUUACCACCACAGCAGUCUAAAGUUCCCAUAAAAUGUCCUCAUAAACCAUGCAAGAAAGUAGUUGCAACAUCGACAUUCGUCACUCAUUUCAAACACGAACAUCCAGAUAUUCCUAAAUACAACGUUGAAAGAGGAAAAGAACUUUGUCUUCCGUGCGACGUGUCAAGCAUAGAACACGACAGUAACCACUGUAUAGCAGUGAUAACUGUCUAUGAGUUUAACAAAAUAGAUAUAAGAAACUCACAAAGCUCACAGAGCGUUAUAAAAACUUGCAGCAAGUUCAGUCAACACAUUCCUAUCAACUCUUUCUGGCUCAUGGUGACGGGUUCUCCAGAAAAGAAAUCGAGCCAAGCUUCAGCUCUUUUCUGGCUCUUUUGUCCAUGUGAGGAUCACUAUCGGAGUACCAUUGAACUUUGUUCAAAGUCGGAUUCUAUAGCAUUCUCUACUUAUUGCGAAGUGCAUGUAACGGCACAGAAUUUGAUGUACAAAGACAUCGCAGGUGAGCUAAAUUGCUUAAUGGUAAGUAAAGCAUCGAUAGGAGCUUUGCUGAGAGAAGGGCCAGAACUAAAUUUAAGAAUAACUGUACACUGAGUAAAUGGUAGUGAAGUAAACAAUUAUUGUAAUUUAAAAUAAAUAAAAAUAUCCAUUAAAUGGCA